ACUCACGAAAUUUAAUGUGUGCUCGGAGCGGGCCCCCUCCACUAAUAGUGCGACCACACCACAUGGUAGUGACGCUGCUGCUACAUCAUUUUUGUAAGUGCUUCUGGUAGAGAGCAGUUCCCUCCACAAAGCCAUUGCCAUUGUUGGAGGCUUGCGGCUCAAAGUUGCGGAUCAUCGAUAGCAUCCGGACUAGUACUGUUUGCGAGAUAUAUUUGCUGGGGAUCGGCUGAGAUUGCUAGUUGUGGCAUUGGCUUGAUCUUGUUGGGCGGCAGACGGCAACAUACGAGACAAACUACCCUUGACAGAUAAAGCACCUAUCGAAGCUAGUUCGAUCCAUGAAGGAGAGAUUUGGACAAGCUACUCUUCUUUGCUCCCUCCACCGUUUCGCUCAUAUACCCACUUAAAUUGAAGUGAAACGAAUCGACACGACGAGAUAAUAGUCCUCUACACCCAUCAAGAGCAACAGAGCUGAGGCUCAGCUAUCCAACCAUGCAGUACGCCUCUAUGCAGACUCUGUUUGACUCGCUAUGCCAAUGCCUUGGUACUUCUCCUUCUCUUCCAUCAGAUGGCUCCGAUCCUACCGCUUCCAGAAGUCCCCAAGCUACCACUCCAGGUCGAUCAUCGCAUUCGCCUGUCAAUGACAAAAACCUCAAGGCCAGUCCUGCUACAAGACGAACGAGUCGUCUUGAGCUCAAAGAUAAACAAUGGGAUGCUCUAUUUGACUCUGUCACCCCGAAUAUGAAUCAAAGGCUGGCUCAACAUACUCACGUUCACGGUGGGACACCCCCUGCUUCUCCAGACGCUUCGCCCAGUGGAAACAGAGGCAAUAAUAACAUUGCUGAUAGUGGCUCCAAAACUCCUACAGCCAGCAAUAGUGCCAUUGAAACAGCGCAGGCACUCGCCAAGGCCAAACAAGCGGCCAAUCCAUCACGCUACCAUUUGAAUUCCACACGUGAUUCACCACCACCGGCUCCCACACGUUCCAGUACCAAGUCGCACAAACGCAAGCGUCCCAUUUGUAGUCGCGACGAUAUCUUUCGCUCACGGAAAAUUGGACCAACUACUCGACAGACUGGCUGUCAACCAGAAGGAAACUGUCUCAAUCCCAUUUCCAAGUUCCUCUCCAAUCACCAGGGCUUUGCCAAUGCUCUGUGCUUUGCUACUCCUGUACGGGAUGACGAUGAAGAGGAGGAAGAAUUGAAGGACGAUGAUCGUCAAGAUAACAACUCUUUGGCCAGUGAUGCCAACACGCUCAACACGUGCGAAGAUUCCAUGCUACUACUGGAUCACAAGUUGGCUCAAAUGUCACAGAAUCAACCGCCAAUGCCACUCUUUCAUGAUUUCAAGGUGCCGCAGAAUGAACCGGAAGGCUUGCGCCGUAUUGUCGAUGCCGAGACGCAUUCAUCGGCACACUUGAUGACCUUGUGGCGACAACGGCAAGAAACCUCACAGCAAGAUCCGGUUGUGGUCGCGCGUUCUUCUUCGUCCUCGUCUCGUUCCAGCAACGGAGGCACCAGCCGCGGUCGGGCCCGUGUACGAGUCGCCCCACCAACCGUCCAUGAAGACGAGCAACCUCCGUCCAUGAAGGCAGCCAGCACAAGCAGCAGCAGCGCCAGCGAUCGCUCCCAACAGGCAAAGCAUCAACCGCAAAUAGGAGAGAUCUAGAAAGAAUGGAGCAUCUGGCUAUAUGCGUGGUUAAGUGCAUGCCUACACACUACUGUAUUGUAGCAACCGAGAUGAACUAUUAGUUAGACGAUGAAGAGCCCGAUUUUGUAUCAUUUAAGAAAGAGACCGGUAAUACAUCAUAUAAAAGAUUGUUCAAAGUAUU
This is a messenger RNA of Seminavis robusta, 1828 nucleotides long. The record is from the annotation of a GenBank genome assembly. Lineage: Eukaryota; Bacillariophyta; Bacillariophyceae; Naviculales; Naviculaceae.